This is a messenger RNA of Torulaspora globosa, 198 nucleotides long. RefSeq names its product Ysy6p (gene YSY6). NCBI's taxonomy places the organism in Eukaryota, Fungi, Ascomycota, Saccharomycetes, Saccharomycetales, Saccharomycetaceae. The record is from RefSeq and is a predicted model, not a curated record. Gene Ontology annotation, cellular component: endoplasmic reticulum. The coding region runs from base 1 to 198 and encodes 65 amino acids. The transcript has a single exon.
AUGGCUGUUCAGACUCCUAAGCAGAGGUUGGCCAAUCAGAAGUUCGCCAAGAAGAAUGAAAAGCACAGGAAGUUUGGUAAGAAGAAGGCAAAGGGCGAUUCGCAAACCGGGUUUACGAUCUCUAAACCAUGGCUGUUGUUGCUGGCGUUUUUGAUUAUUGGCGGCGGGAUCAUCGAAUUGGUAAGUUAUCUGCUUUAA